GGAUAUUCACUCAAGCAGGUGCAGAUAUGGUCGACUUUCACAUUUCUCAGAUUUUUCAAGCUCUUGGCUCCCAAGAUAAUUACCUAAGGAUCCAGAACGAUACUCUAGAUGGGGUCGAGAAUUCAGUGGAUGUUGCAACAAAAGAGAACUUGCAUAAACUUGUCACAAUUGCUCAAGAAAUGCUGGCUAAACCGGUUUCCCGGGUCGACUUGAGAUCCGGUCUAACUGUGCCGCUCCCAGAUGGUGGAACCAAUCAGGAAGCUCUUAAAAGGUUUGCGUAUUUAUUGUCGAAUGAACGAAAAGUUCGGGUGUGGAAGAAUAACGUUGAAAAGAAGAGAGCAAUUCCAUUUGGUGGGUGUGAGGCACUCCAACAUUCAUGGAACACUUUGGUUGAUUUUGCACGUGCAGUGUCGGAUGAAACCAAAGUUGUAUUUUCGAAGCAUGCUCAAAUUCUGAGACCAGGCUCCCAAUUUAGGAUCAACCCAACGCCCAUCGAAAAGUGGAAUGGAGGAUUUAGUUCGGUCCAAAAGAAGCUUAUAAUGAAAUCAACAUUUGCUCCCUCUCCUAUUUUCACUCCUCAUUUCAAACUAUUCUGCAACUCAUCCUUAUCUUCAUGGUGAUUCCUGAAAAUGUUUUUAUUCUUUUAUUUGAUUUUGUAUUCGAAGAAAAUUGCAUUGUAUUUGUUAUUAGAAGCGCUUGCGUAUUGAAGAUACAAUUAAUUAAUUAAAGACUAUCGUUGAGAUGACCUUCAAACUAGUAAUAUAUUCAUUCAAGAAUUAGAGGAA
This is a messenger RNA of Salvia miltiorrhiza (redroot sage), 785 nucleotides long. RefSeq lists its product as uncharacterized. The record is from RefSeq and is a predicted model, not a curated record. Gene Ontology annotation, molecular function: monoacylglycerol lipase activity; glycerophospholipase activity. The transcript has 3 exons. Bases 27 to 620 code for a protein of 197 amino acids. NCBI's taxonomy places the organism in Eukaryota, Viridiplantae, Streptophyta, Magnoliopsida, Lamiales, Lamiaceae.